ACAUACACAGAGUGGUGUCAAUAGAUAAACAGAUGUGUGGUGUUGUCAAAUGUUCUGUCAAAAUUAACCAAAAAACAACAUAAAGAUUAUCACUGUUGAAUGUAAACAUUGUUAAAUCAUUCCAAUAAAAUGAUCAAAUAAUUCGAGUUGAUAAAUUCAAUAUUUCAAUAGUUCAGUACAACACCCGUCAAUAAAAAUGUAUACGAGUUUACAUCCCGAAAAUUUAGUGUCGAAGUACAUUCGAAUCUUUCUUGUUGUAGCGGCAUACUGGAUAACGUCUAUCGUUACAGUAUUUGUAAACAAAGCACUGCUAAGCAGUGAUGCAGUUAAUUUGGAUGCUCCGUUAUUUGUCACCUGGUUUCAAUGUGUAGUAUCGGCUGCGAUCUGUUUUGCGAUGAGCAAAAUGAGUCAACUGUGCCCGAGUUUAGUAUCAUUCCCAAAGGGCAAUCCAAUGGAAAUGGAGACAUUCAAAAAUGUUCUUCCACUAUCCGUUCUAUUCACCACAAUGAUUGCCACCAAUAAUUUGUGUUUAAAAUACGUUGGGGUUGCAUUUUAUUACGUCGGUCGGUCGCUGACUACAGUCUUCAAUUUGAUAUUUUCAUACAUUUUGUUGGGUGAAAAGGCUAGUGUACAUAGUCUUCUCUGUUGUGGAUUGAUUGUAGGCGGAUUUUGGCUAGGAGUGGAUCAAGAGAGCGUCACAGAUUCAUUUUCACUAGUUGGAACGGUUUUUGGUGUCAUUGGCUCGUUGAGCCUAUCGCUGUUUUCUAUUUACACUAAGAAAACACUGCCGCACGUCAACCAAGAAGUGUGGCUUCUCAGUUACUACAACAAUGUGUAUUCAUGCUUGUUAUUCAUUCCAAUGAUGCUUUAUACGGGUGAACUAAAGACUGUAGCACAUUACAUUCACUUGUUCGAGCCGUGGUUUUGGUCAGCAUUGACAAUCGGUGGCGUUUGCGGAUUCGCUAUCGGUUUUAUGACAUCACUGCAAAUUAAGGUUACAUCGCCACUGACGCACAAUAUAUCUGGAACGGCCAAAGCCUGCGCUCAAACGGUCAUUGCCACAAAAUGGUAUGCUGAAACGAAAUCAUUCCUCUGGUGGCUAUCGAACAUAAUAGUUUUAGCGGGCAGUGCACUUUAUGCGCGAAUUAAGCAAAUGGAAAUGGAGAAAAAACACAACGAGCAAGUGCUCAGCCAAAAAAUUUAAAGUAUUUUGUGAUGUGAUUUUAGGGAUUUUUUUCCAUUUUUACGUUUCAAUUAUAGUAUGCAGGGGCUGGGGCAUUUCAUAUAUUUCGUUCCUAGCGUUCCUGUGGCAUUUCAGUAA
Molecule: messenger RNA, 1321 nt
Organism: Bradysia coprophila
Lineage: Eukaryota; Metazoa; Arthropoda; Insecta; Diptera; Sciaridae
Gene: nac
Product: GDP-fucose transporter nac
Source: RefSeq, a predicted model, not a curated record